UGUUAGGCGCAUUGGUUGCCAGGUGUGCGGAGCUCGUCUGGAGCUCGUUUGGCUUUGUGUCAUGACUGAAGAAGGCUACCUUUUUUGUUCUGUACCCGUCAACGUCCGAUAAAUAUCGAUGAUAAACAUAGCUGCCAAGAUCAUAAAGUGGUAACAACAAGACAUUCUGCCUCAAGCUCGUAUCACACCAUUGCCACUUGCUUGUGAUGUCACUUCCCUGUCACAGAGUGUGAUGGCUUGUGCCAGGAUGGUGAAGCAUCUCAGGCUGCCAUUGCUGCUCCUGCUGCUGGCAUUAGCUGCAGAAUGCAACAGCAUGUCUCCACCAGAAAAACCAGACAAACUUGGCUGCAGGUCCCCCGACAAGGAGACUUUUUUCUGCUGGUGGACCCCAGGCUCUGAUGGAGGGCUGCCCACUGUGCAUCACCUCUACUAUAAGACAGAAGGUCAGGAGAAUAUGCGCCAGUGUCCGGACUACCACAAAGCUGGAAGUAACUCCUGUUUCUUUAGCAAGACCUCUAUCUGGGUCGAGUACACUGUGAUUGUGGAGGCUUCCAAUGCCCUGGGGAAUACUUCUUCAGACCCCCUUACUUUUGACUUGAUGAACAUUGUGAAGCCCUUUGCACCUGAAAAUGUUACAGUGGUGGUCAAUAUAGAGGACAGCCCACACCUCACCAUCCAAUGGCAUACACCGUCUAACAUAGACACAAAGUCAGGAUGGGUCACUCUGAAGAAUCAACUGAGAGUCAAACCAGACAAGAGCAAAAUAUGGAAGAAUUACGCGUCAGAAACACAAACACAUUUCACCAUUUACAGCAUUGAUCUUGGGGUGGUGUACAUGGUUGAAGUGCGCUGUGCAAUAGACAAUAGCUGGAGUGAGUGGAGCAACACUACCUUUGUCAAAGUCCCUAACUUUUCUCGCAAGGACAAUUCCUUUUGGAUACUGGUUUUCAGCCUCUGUCUAAUUCCAUUGCUUGCGGCAAUGAUUAUCUUGAUCCUGAAGAGAAAAACUGUGAAGAAGUAUAUUCUGCCCCCUGUCCCUAGUCCAAAGAUAAGAGGAGUUGAUGUUCAACUUCUCAAGAGCGGCCAGUCUGAAGAUGUCAUUAAUGCCAUGCUUCUCAACCAGAGAUUUCCUGUUAUGAUACCCUGGAAGGACCAGAAAGAGGAUUACCUGAUCGUGUCUGAUAAAGAAACCUCGUAUUUGCCGUUGGAGAAAAAGAAAAUAUUCAUUCUGCCACUUGCCAUGGCAUUAGACUCAGAAGUCCAAUCUAAGGAGACAAGUGAAGUGGAUCACUUUCCAAAAGACAGCGAGUCUUCCUCAGAGGAGAGUUCAGAUAAGACAGAGUCGUCGCAGCUUCUUACUAAAUGCUCAAGUGCAAACGUUUUAAAUGAUGAGAAGGCAAAUCGGCUAAAAGGUGUCACUGAGAAGAUCUUCCAACCGUUUGGAAUCGGUGGUUAUGUGGAUAUUCCGAGACAUGAGCACAUGCAGGAAGCAGACUACAGCAGAGUGAACGAGGUAAAUGGUGACAAUAUUUUAAUCAUGAAGAAAGAAAAUAUUCCCCAUACUCUGGACACACAGGGACAAGAAGGCAGUGUGCCUGAUAACUACAGCAUGGUGAAAGAAGUGAAUAGUGACAACGUGGUUUUCCUGGAGAAACACAGUGAGUCAGUUAACGCUUCUUUUAAGGCUAAAGGCUACAUAGACUGGGUCAAUCAGAAGCCAAAAAAUCUUCAUAUGACUGGGCACAGUGAAAUGGGAGUGUGCCCACAACUAGUUGGUUGUGAAUAUGUAGAUACUGUCCCUCCACCAGCUGUAAUCUAAAACUUUUUAUCAUAUAAAAAUGCUAUUAUAAGGUGACAGCAGACAUUCAUCAUUACUUACUGUUGAAUCAAAGCUGUGAAUAGUCUAUAUUUUUGCUGUUCUCGUUGGAUGUACGGUUGGUACAGACAUUCGUAAAAACCAUAAAAUGUACCAUCUCUGGUCCAGGGGUACUUGGGCUACUGAGUAUAAAUUAUACUUGCACCAACAGCAGGUAAAAGUUUGUCCUUAUUCAGUAGAACAGUUUGACAUGUGCUCAUUGGAUUUGCGCAUUUUGUCCAGACAUCCAUGAGAAUGAUAGUGCUCUGUUUCAUCUCGAGUUAUCUGGGGGCUGACUUUUUGUUUUGAGUAACAUCCAGUGAAUGGAUUCUUUUCAACCAGAUUUGGCUAAUACUGUGGUUUACCAAUUAAUACCUGCAAAAACCUCAGGUGUAAUUUGUGUUUAGUAGUAAUUAGUAUUGCCAAAGUUAUGCUGAAAUAGAUCGAGACUAUACCAGCUAAACAUCAAAUCCCUGCUUUUAGCUCAAAGCAUGAUGUGUCAGAGUACAGCAUGACUGAAUUGCUUUUAAGUCAACUCUUAUAUUACAUUAGCCAUGUCAAGCUUUCAAAACAUUAUUAGUAGAAUGCUUAAUUUGUGGUAUAGCUAAGUAAAGUAACCCAAGUUUAAUCAUUUAAGGCUUGUUGGCAAAGAGACUGUUGCUUGAUGGCUUUACAGUUACUGUUUUCCUUUUUUGUUUUUGUUUUUUUUGCCUCUGGAAGGUAAAUUGUGGUCUGUUUCAUUAUCAAGAAUGUACACAAAGAGCAUAUUCAGGUUUCUAAAGUCAUUACAACGCAAUAUUAUUGGCACAUUUUUAUUUAUUUUUUUAAAGUGGUGGCAUACUGUGCUGUAACUGACAAGCAAAUCUGCAUAUGAACCUGUGCCUAGUCUAAUCAAGUGAUUAUUUUACAAGAUAUGGUAUCAUUAAAAAAGCUUCAGACUUAAAGAAUAGAUUUGUUUUACUGAUGUAAAUUUAUAAUUAGAUUUUUAAAAUGCAUCUUGUAACAUAAUACAAGGACUUCCAGAUAGGUAAUACUUAGGCAUUACGCAUGUAAACAAGCUAAUUACAUGUGGAAUUUAAAAGAAA
Molecule: messenger RNA, 2940 nt
Organism: Pundamilia nyererei
Lineage: Eukaryota; Metazoa; Chordata; Actinopteri; Cichliformes; Cichlidae
Product: prolactin receptor-like
Exons: 9
Coding region: 233-1819 (528 amino acids)
Biological process (GO): cytokine-mediated signaling pathway
Cellular component (GO): external side of plasma membrane
Molecular function (GO): cytokine receptor activity; protein binding
Source: RefSeq, a predicted model, not a curated record